This is a messenger RNA of Quercus robur (English oak), 951 nucleotides long. RefSeq lists its product as uncharacterized. NCBI's taxonomy places the organism in Eukaryota, Viridiplantae, Streptophyta, Magnoliopsida, Fagales, Fagaceae. The record is from RefSeq and is a predicted model, not a curated record. The coding region runs from base 208 to 858 and encodes 216 amino acids. The transcript is spliced from 5 exons.
CUCCAAGUCACAUUAAUUAAUUUUUCCAAUUCUUAAUUUAACAGGCACGUUCUUGCCAAUCUGUAUUUCAAAGUUCAAAGUUCAAACCUCUUUCAAGUCUUCUUCUUGAUUGAAACCCUUUCAGUUAUUAACACAAACUUGUAAGAUUAGAUUGAUUAUCACAGCAGCAAGCACUUGUUGUAAAGAGUUAUACAAAGUAGGUUCCAUAUGUCUGCAUCAAAAUCAAUUCUUUCUUGCACCAGCACUCUUAUUGGUGCCUCUCGCAGAGACCAAUUAAUUGCAAAUCCUUAUCGGCUUCUGCUUAUCUCAAAACGCAACGAGAAAAGGUCUUUUCUUGGUACUGAUCAGAGGUUACAGUUUCUCAAAACUGGGCCGAGAGAGCUAGUUGUCAACAAAAGAAAGAUGGAUGUGACUGUCCAUAGCAGUAUACCACCAGUACCUUCAAUUCCAUCUAAUCCAGCUUCUCCUGGUCCAUGCAGGAAACAUUGGAUUGUUGGACUGAUAGUGUCAGCAAUUCUACCCCUCUUUGGGAUCAAAUUUGGGCCACUACUCAAGCUAAAACAGGAAGUUGAUACUGUGGUGGAGACUGCAGAAGAGGUGGCGGAGGUCGUAGAAAAGGUGGCGGAGGAAGUAGAUAAAGUAGCAGAAGAAAUUUCAGAGCACCUUCCAGAAGGAGGAAAACUUAGAGUCGCUGUAAAAAUUAUUGAAAAAGUAGCAGAAAAAACAGCCAAGGAUGCCCAGCUAGUAGAAGAUGUCAUUGACAAGGUUGAAGAAGUGGAGAAGGAUGUGGAAUCAUUAAUUGACCCUCUCAUUGAUCAAGCCAAGAAGACAUCUAAAGAACAAAAUAGCCAAAGUUAGACUUGGUGAAAUACAGGCCAUGUUGGCCUUGACUUGUAAUUUGUUGAACACAAACUCAAAUUAAAUGAGACAAUAUUAUUUAUUCUUUCUCUA